Molecule: messenger RNA, 1182 nt
Organism: Aspergillus mulundensis
Lineage: Eukaryota; Fungi; Ascomycota; Eurotiomycetes; Eurotiales; Aspergillaceae
Exons: 6
Coding region: 1-1182 (393 amino acids)
Source: RefSeq, a predicted model, not a curated record
AUGCGAUCCACGCCGGGAGAGCUGGCAGGCGUCUCAGGCGCUGCCCUUCAGCGAGGGGGUCUUGAGGUGGAGAAUUACCAGUUGCUGAGUGAGAACGGCUGUAAGGCCGCGCCACGCGUGCGUGCACAUGAAGUUAGCACGCAGGCCACCGACAGCGAAUUGGUCCCUGGUGGCUUUCUCCAUUAUAUCGAGCCUGGUAACUUUGACCGUCUUAUGGAUCCCUUUGAUCACCUUCAGCUGCGUCCAACAGCCUUGACCGCAAAGCAUGAACCAGGAUGGAACGAGUUCAGUCCACAAUUAGAGACCUCAUGCGCUAGCCGCAUGGUGAGGAGGGCCAUCAGCGACGCGCUGGUAGGGCGUCGGCGCUGGGAUUCCGCGGAGGUGAUCGAAGAGAUUAACCAGGCCUUUAACUCGAGUGCAUCCGUCCGGAAAGAGUACUUCAGCAAAUGGCGCAAGAGGGCUAUCCCCAUUGCCGUGGCCGCGUACGUGAAGUUCCGCAAACACGAACGCCAGUACUUUGGGAAGUCUGGCUAUGACUAUCGCAACACCGCGCCUGCGCCCAAUCCCGUCCCCGCCCAUGUGUCCGAAGCCAUUGAGGAAGCAUUGAAAGAAGCUGGCGUGACCGAGGACGCUGUACAACUUCCCCGUUUCGGCAGUCGCGGGUUUUCCCAGCAGGUCCAUGACGAUGUGAAAGCAAUCCGUCCGGUCGUGCGCGACUUGAUGUGGCGCCGCCGUAUCGAUGAACUCCUUGAUCCCAUUGACCUGUUCAAUGCAUGGAUUAAUCCAGCGUUGCUGUGGUGCGUCGGAGGAGUAGCACAAAGCAACCAACCUGCUACCGCUCCUGCGGAGGACGCCGACGAUGAACUGUCCGACUACGGCAGUGCCAGGUCUCCUGACGUAUCAGGCUUGUUUGUCCAGGCUCUCUCAUCAUUGUUCGUUAAAUGCAGAUACCGAUCUCCGCCUACGCCGUUAAUUAAUCCUAAAGCCCUGGCAGCGUUACCUGGAGAUGCAUGCGUUGCUGAUGAUUUAAUGGUGCAGGAACUUGAAGCGGUUGAGUUUGAUACCGCAAUGGAUCUAGAUGGGAAGUUUGAAGAGCUUCCGCCAGAGAUUGCUAUUGUUCCGGAUCUAAUGGCAACCCUAGUCCUAUCUCUAGCCUUAGCCCUCUACAUCUACGCGACUUGA